AUGCCAUCGGCUUUUGCAUGCUAUCCUCCUGCUUGGGACGUUACGAAAGAGCUCACGAAGGUCCUUCAUUCGCCAGAAUUCCAUCGGAUCGAUAACGGUCGUCUCUUCAACUUCGAUGUGGGUUUUGAGCAGGUGGGCGGUAUCCUGAAGGAAGGGUUUGAGCUCGCGGGACGAAGGUUUGAGUUCCUGGCCUACUCAAGCUCUGCAUUGAGAGAGCAUUCUGUGUGGUUUAUUAAUCCAUUCGAAUACCAGCAUCCUAAUACCAAAGAGAUGGUCUGGAUCUCGGCCUUUACCUCGACGAAUCCUUCAAUCACUAUUCAGAGAAAUCAGUGGGCUGUGGUGGAGGAUUUGGGUUUGAAGCCUUACCUACAUACGGAUGGCGCAGGCACCAUAUCAGAGUGUUUGGACGAUGAGAUCUGGGAGCGCCUACAUGAAGGUUGUCGAGAUUAUGGUGAAAAUGUGAUCAAACCAUCUGGGGUUAUAAAGGUCAUCGCUGUGGAACCGAGACUCGAUGACAAUCCCAUUCGGAUGCGACUGAGGCCUAGCAUGGGAAAGUUCGAAGACUCCCGAUCAACGGAAACGAACAUCGAGAUCGCAAACUACUUCAAUAAGCCUAUGCUGUCGUAUCUCAACAGUGAUUCUGGAGAUAAACGUGUGAGAAGGGAGGUGUUCUAUGAAUUGCAAGACGACGCGGUAGCCAAUGCUUUAACCAUCGAUGACUCAAUGCAACAGCUCUCUAAUAUCCUGGAAAAGAAUUCUUUAGGCAGCGUCUACCGGUUGUCUUAUAUCAUUCACCAACUCUUGGUCCUAAGCUUGGAUAUCAGGACACCUGGGAUCGAUACACCAUUCCUAAAAGAUUAUCAACUUGUCGGCGUGCCAGAUGAAGGUCCCGCCUAUGAGAAGGAGGGGCAUAAGAACCUGGAAAGAUCUGGAGAAGCCGACUACACCUACCUCUCCUACCUUCUUGACAGACCCAUUGUCCUUGAAGCUCGAGCCCUCAAUCGAAUGACAUCUCUGCCCACAUACCCCCUGACGGAUCCCCUCACGACCACAAAGAUUUCAGAAGCGGAAGUCGUCGUGGGGGCAAUUUUGGACAAGUGUUCGUCUGAUAGGGCGAGGAGGGACAGGAUUUCGUGCAUGGGAGACCAAGCUUCGCAGGCAGUGAUGCGGCAGGGUCUGCUGCCAUAUGAGGGGGAGGAGGAUAUUGCGACGAAGCAGAUGUCCAGGGCGGGUCUGAAGUGUGCGUGA
Molecule: messenger RNA, 1248 nt
Organism: Guyanagaster necrorhizus
Lineage: Eukaryota; Fungi; Basidiomycota; Agaricomycetes; Agaricales; Physalacriaceae
Exons: 9
Coding region: 1-1248 (415 amino acids)
Biological process (GO): siRNA processing
Cellular component (GO): nuclear RNA-directed RNA polymerase complex
Molecular function (GO): RNA-directed RNA polymerase activity
Source: RefSeq, a predicted model, not a curated record